This is a messenger RNA of Salvelinus fontinalis (brook trout), 4307 nucleotides long. Its product is annotated as potassium voltage-gated channel subfamily A member 1-like. The transcript is spliced from 2 exons. Gene Ontology annotation, biological process: protein homooligomerization; potassium ion transmembrane transport. The record is from RefSeq and is a predicted model, not a curated record. Gene Ontology annotation, molecular function: protein binding; delayed rectifier potassium channel activity. NCBI's taxonomy places the organism in Eukaryota, Metazoa, Chordata, Actinopteri, Salmoniformes, Salmonidae. Gene Ontology annotation, cellular component: voltage-gated potassium channel complex; membrane. The coding region runs from base 71 to 1714 and encodes 547 amino acids.
AGCAGUGUUGUGCAUUUCUCUCUAGAGUAAGGGGACAAACUGUCCUCACAAAGAACUAAAUAGAAGUUGAAUGACAGACCAAGGAAUGGAGAACCAUGACAAGGGUGGAGGUGAAGGAGGAGGAGAAGGAGACAAGAAGCAUCUCCCAGAGGAGGUGAGCGAGAGCGACAAGGAGACCAAGGACCAGCGCAACAAGGCGGAGAAGGGAGAGAAGGAGACAGAGAACAACGGCAGUGAAAAGGAGAGGGUUGAGGGGAAAAGGGAAAGCUGCCGUCCCUCAGGCUCCCUGUGGAGGGGGGGCUGGGCCCUGACAGAGCGGCUAGCCAUCAACGUGUCGGGGAUGCACUACGAGACACAGCUCCGCACUCUGGCCCAGUUCCCUGACUCCCUCCUGGGGGACCCUAACCGCAGAAUUCGCUACUUUGACCCUCUGCGCAAUGAGCUGUUCCUGGACCGGAACCGGAACUGCUUCGAUGCCAUCCUCUACUUCUACCAGUCUGGCGGGCGGCUGCGGCGGCCUGCCCACGUGCCCCUGGAUGUGUUCUUGGAUGAGCUGCGCUUCUAUGAGCUUGGUGAGGAGAUCAUGGAACGCUUCAAGGAGGAAGAGGGCUUCCCCAAGGAGGAGGUGCCUGCACUGCCUGAGAACGAGAUGCAGAGGAAGGUUUGGAUGCUUUUUGAGCACCCAGAAUCCUCCUCGGGCGCACGCAUCAUCGCCAUCAUCAGCGUCAUGGUCAUUGUGGUGUCCAUCGCCAUCUUCUGCUUGGAGACGCUGCCUGACUUCAGGAACGAGAAGGAGCUCCGAGAGAAAUUCACCUACCAGCCCCAUCCUACCCUCCCCAACAUCACCAUCCUGGUCCCUCCCACUGGCAGUGCUUUCCAUGACCCCUUCUUCCAGGUGGAGACCAUAUGUAUCUUCUGGUUCUCCUUUGAGCUCAUUAUGCGCUUAGCCAGCUCCCCCAGUAAGCUCCACUUCUUCAAGGACGUGAUGAACACUAUCGACUUCCUCGCCAUCAUUCCCUUCUUCGUCACUCUGGGCACAGAGCUGGCCAGGGACAAAACCUCCAACAAGGACCCGGGCAUGUCUUUGGCCAUCAUCAGGGUCAUUAGGCUGGUCAGGGUGUUCAGGAUCUUCAAGCUGUCGCGUCACUCCAAGGGCCUGCAGAUCCUGGGCCAGACUCUGAAGGCCAGCCUGAGAGAGCUGGCCCUGCUCAUCUUCUUCCUCUUCAUCGGAGUCAUCCUCUUCUCCAGCGCUGUCUACUUCGCCGAGGCGGACAGCCCCGACACGGUGUUCACCAGCAUCCCCGAGGCCUUCUGGUGGGCCGUGGUCUCCAUGACGACAGUGGGCUACGGGGACAUGUACCCUACAACUCUGGGGGGCAAGCUGGUGGGCUCCAUGUGUGCCAUCGCUGGCGUGCUCACCAUCUCCCUGCCAGUCCCCGUCAUUGUGUCCAACUUCAGCUACUUCUAUCACCGAGAGACGGAGUGUCUCGAGAAAAUCAGUGAAUACACCCACAUCAGCACCUCUGUCUGGGAGGGUGAGGACGAGGAGGGAGACGAGGGGGAGGGAGACUACACUCCCCUGUAUGUGGGUGACUGCAAGGGAAUCUGUAACCCCCUCAAUGGGACACUGCUGUCAGGACUGUGCGCGGGGCAGGACGGGUGGGAGAACAAAGGCAACGUGUACCUCAGGGAACCCCUGGUCACUCAGGUGUGAGACAGGAUGGAUAGAUAGACAGAGGAUCUGCUGAAUUCAACCCUGGUACUCUGCCUCUAAGUUAAAUAGAGAGAAAGAUAAAGGAGGAUGGCAAAGUAAAGGAGAAGAGAUACAAAAAAUUACUAUUUUACUCAUGGACUUACUUGCACGCUUGCACCGUCAAUGGCUUACACCGUUUACUACAAACAGAACUGAUGAGACCAUGGCAGAGAUAUUGUGACAGCUUGCUUUUUGCUAAUGUCACUGAGAAUCGAGUAUGAUGCCAUCAUAUUGACAAUAAAAACAGCUGAAACAGAAUGUAUAUUUAUUUAUUAUAUAUUUACCAGAUUGUAAUAACAGUCUAUACAGUACAUACAACUCUAGCAAUUGUAAAUGUUGUUGUUUUUAAGACAUGAGUGAAUUGCAGUGCCAUUUUAUUUGUUAUUGUGUGCUAGCUAGCUAAAUGCACAGGGCCGUUUUGAAUGUGUGGAGGGUUGAAUAAGGGCGUUUCUAACAUUUUUGGGAACCCAGUGCAGUUUGCACAUUUUUUUGUGCAGUGUGAACACUCCCAAAGGAACUCAGACCCCCUCAGAAGAGCCCCCUAAGCAAACCGAACUGAGAUCAUCUCGAGAGCUGGUCUGAGUUCGGUUCUCUUGAAUUCCGAGGUUCGGUUCCUUUUUUAGGGCAAUGUGAACACAAAGCUCCCCAGGUUCACUUGUCAUUAUUUCCGCGAGACACACUAGACUACUGCAGCAUUGUUUCCCUGCCGUAAACACUCACAUUGGUGCCAUAAAAGAGAGAAGUGGAUGCGCAGGUUCAUGGGAAAAAACGUGAUUUUUUAAAUAUUGAUUAGUGGCAGGGUAGUCUGGUGGUUAGAGUGUUGGACUAGUAACCGAAAGGUUGCAAGUUCAAAUCCCCGAGCUGACAAAGUACAAAUCUGUCGUUCUGAACAAGGCAGGAACCCACUGUUCCUAGGCCGUCAUUGAAAAUAAGAAUUUGUUCUUAACUGACUUGCCUAGUUAAAGUAAAGGUAAAAUAAGUUAGCGAUUGUCAAGAAUCCACCGAAAUGUUUAGUUUUUAGUUCAGAUGAUUUGUUUGCCAUAUGUGAUCUAUAUGCUGAGAGGUUCAUAAAACUGUUUAUUUGAUUGUGGGGUUUGAAUAGUGUGAGAAGACAACAAUAUAUUUGGUGAGAAUCACAACAUAGGGUCCAAAAUCAAUUCUAGCUCUUAAAAGGGCGGUAGCCUACAUUUGGUGUACAAUUUUCAAUUACAGUAUUAUUUAAUCUGCAGUUAUUCUUCUGCUAUUUAUUCUGUUACCAAUAAUAUUUACGUGUAAAUAGUGUCUUCUGAUUAAAAUGAUUAUUUCUCCCCUUUUUUCACUAAAUGCAGUUUAUUAGCUUCCAACAUGUAAGCAGGUAUUUAUAGCUGUCCGAUAACAUUUUGAUGGAAUGGCUUGUCCUGCACUGCACUUUGUAAAAGCCUGGAAUGCAUUGAGUGAAUUUUGGAAAAAGAUCUUGGUUCCUUUCUAAACAUGGCAAUGCCAAUGCAAAGAGGACUCGGACCACAAAAUAUGUGAAGUGAACUGACAAAAGAGUUGAGUCCUCAUUCAAAGAUCAGUUCUUUUAAAGAGGACUAUGUGUAAAAACACUCUGAAUGUCCUGAUGGGACUGGGCACCUGUCUCUGAAAGCUAUGGCAGAAAUGCUCUGCAGUGAUUUUGUGUUGAUGUGGAACACUAAGAAAUCAGCCUGGGGGCUGUGGUGCAAACAGAGAGCAGCACUAAGUGUUGGUCCUGGGCCAGUGGAGAGUUUUCAGUGUGUAAUGGAGACAGCUAGGCUGGGCGGCAGGGAAAUCUGAUCCUGGACCUGUCAGGCUUCCAGCUGACCCUUCCUCCCAAUGGCUGUGCAGGGCUAACACUAGUAGAUACCACUGGCCUAAAUCCAUACUCACCCGACUGGGUAGAAGUACUUUACUGGUCAUCCAAAGACACAUCCCUGCCCCUGUCCAUGUUACCAUGGGGCCUCAAUUACCUUGCCUACUUAGAAUGUGUCUGAACAAAAUGCUUUGCACAGUGUUCAGUGUUUAUAAUGUGCUUUAUAAAUAUGUUCUUAUGAUCAGAGAUUGUGAGCUCCACAGAUUGUAUAAGAGAGUGGGUUGUGUGUGUAUGUGUAUAUGUGUGUGUGUGGUUACCAGUAUGUGUUCUAUGACUGUGUGUGUGUGUGUGUGUGUGUGUGUGUGUGUGUGUGUGUGUGUGUGUGUGUGUGUGUGUGUGUGUGUGUGUGUGUGUGUGUGUGUGUGUGUGUGUGUGUGUGUGUGUGUGUGUGUGUGUGUGUGGUUACCAGUAUGUGUUCUAUGACUGUGAGCCCUGUUUAUAUGUGUGUGUGUGUGUGUGUGUGUGUGUGUGUGUGUGUGUGUGUGUGUGUGUGUGUGUGUGUGUGUGUGUGUGUGUGUGUGUGUGUGUGUGUGUGUGUGUGUGUGUGUGUGUGUGUGUGUGUGUGUGUGUGUGUGUGUGUGUGUGUGUGUGUGUGGUUACCAGUAUGUGUUCUAUGACUGUGAACCCUGUUUAUAUUUGUUGUAUUUAAUAAAGAUGGUAUUUUAUCAGUUAUCUAAAUGAGUC